Molecule: messenger RNA, 321 nt
Organism: Sclerotinia borealis F-4128
Lineage: Eukaryota; Fungi; Ascomycota; Leotiomycetes; Helotiales; Sclerotiniaceae
Source: the annotation of a GenBank genome assembly
AUGCCAUCACUUGCACCUCAUCUCCUCCAGCACCGCUCCCUCACCUCCCUCAAAUCACGCUUCCCAUCCCCAUCCCCCUCGUCCUCCGACGACCUCACCAACUUCGAAGUACCCUCCGCAGACAUCAAAGCCACCAAGAAGCAAAUUGCCGCCUACGAAAAAUUAGUCGAUAACCUACCUGAAGACAGCAAGAAAAAGCUGAAGAAAUUACAAAAGGAACAUGGGUUAACGCAGAAUCAGCUGAUUUUGGCGGCCUUGAAGGAGUGGGCACCGCAGUAUGUGGGUAUGUUCAAGACAGCGGAGUUUUUUGGGAUUGUUUGA